GCUAUUAUUUGCGAACUAUACCGGUCGGCAUAAUUUUAGAACGUGAUUUUGGCGGUAAUAAAGUUCCAAUAUUAAAUCAAAUAUUUUAACAUGGUUGAAGAUAAAAAUCAAAGUGUAGAAUUAACAGAUCAUGAAGCUGAGUUAUAUGAUAGACAAAUUCGAUUGUGGGGUUUAGAAUCACAGAAACGGUUACGUGCAGCAAAAAUUUUAUUAAUAGGCUUAAAUGGUUUUGGAGCAGAAAUAGCAAAAAAUAUCAUUUUAGCAGGUGUUAAAUCAGUUACAUUUUUAGAUCAUAGAAAUGUCACGGCUGAAGAUCGAUGUUCACAAUUUUUAACACCUAAAGAAUUAAUAGAAAAGAAUAGAGCUGAGGCAUCUAUACAAAGAGCACAAAAUUUAAAUCCUAUGGUUAACAUCGAAGCAGACACAUCUAAUAUUGAUGAUAAGCCAGACACAUAUUUUAGUAACUUUGAUGUUGUUUGUGCAACACAAUGUACCAUUACACAAAUAAAUAAAAUUAAUGAAGCAUGUAGGAAGCAUAAUGUGAAGUUUUUUACUGGAGAUGUAUGGGGAACGUUAGGUUAUACUUUUGCUGAUUUAAUGACUCAUGAAUAUGUAGAAGAUGUAGUACAAACCAAAAAAGUACAAAUCUCAGAAAGUGGUGAACCUAUGCAAAAGGAAAAAUUUGAAAACAUAACUGUAACCGAAAAACAUGUAGAUACCUUUGUACCUUUUAAAUCAAUUUUAAAUGUUUCAAAAUCUUCUCUUCCUAAAGACUCAGAAAUAUAUUAUAUGUUACUAAUAAUGCUGAAUUAUCGUGAAAAAUAUGGUAAAGAUCCAUCUCCUAGUGAAAGAGGUUCUGAAAAAUUUAAAGUUGAAGCUUCUACAAUUAUUAAAAAAUUUGAUCUUGAGGAUAAAAUAAAUCAUUUAGUCGAAGGUGAUAUAUAUGCUCAAGUUAGUCCAGUUUGUGCUAUUGUUGGAGGCAUUAUGGCUCAAGAGAUAAUUAAAACGGUUUCACAAAAAGGUGCUCCACAUAAUAAUUUAUUCCUUUUUAAUCCAGAUACUUUGUGUGGAAAAAUUUUGAGAUUGGGUCAAUAAUAUUUUUGCAAGAUGGUAUGUCGAAAUACCUUUUUGUAUUAAUUGUCAGGAUUAUUAUUUUCAUAAUUAUUCAGUCCAUGUUUCUUACAAAAAAAAAAAAAAAAAAUAAAAAAAAAAAAAAAUAAAUUAAUUAUCAAAAAUAAAAAAUACUACUGUUAUUUAUAACUAUUUUCCUUUACGAUUUAUUCUUCAAUGUAAAGCUAAUAUUUUUCCAAAUAAUUCCAAAAAGUAUCUAAAAUUUCUUUUAUAUUUAUCUCGGGAAAGAAUAUUUUCUGGGACUUUCCUGACAUUUAAAUAUCAAUCUUUUCAUUUACAUUCCUUCAUAUAUUCAGCUUCAAAUCCGACAAAAAUAUAUCGCCCGAGUUUUGAAGCUAUAAUUAUCAUUUGCAUUGCCUAUUCAAUGUUCAAUAUAUAACAUAUAUGUCCUGUAUUUUUCCUUUCAAAGCAUACGAAUAUUCUAUUGGUAAAUAUGGUUUAUCGCAAUCUGCGCACACGUUCCAAGAUAUUUUCGUUUCCCGUAUACGGUCCUAGGAUACGAAGGGGGUCCUCCCACGUAUGUGAAAAUAUGACUCACUUUCUCGGUUUCCGCCGGGGCAAUUUGAGACCCGCUUUGCGGAUUUUUUUCGUGUUCUCUCGCGCGGAAAACGCGGUGGGAAACGUGAAAUGGAAAUUGAAAAAUUGAAAAAAGGGGAGUCGAGUUGAAGCACGGCUCGUUAUGCUUUAUCGGCCCGUCGGAUAUUACCUUCGUACCACCGCGACAAUCUCUUUUUAUGCUUCGAUAUUAUUUAUAAAACGUUGUACCCUUUCAUACAAUCUUCCUAAUGAAAGCCUCUCAUUUUUCUUUCUUUCGAAUUUAAUCGACUUUAUCCUAUGAAAAUCCCAAUGGCGCUUUAAAUUUAUACGUCGAAUAAAAAUAAUCCGACACGAAUAUAUAUUUUUUUUCUUAACGAAACUUUCCCCUAUCAUCUCUUCGCAAAUUUACCCAUCCUUGCUCUCAUAAACACUUUUUAACACUUCAUCAAUCUUAACUUUCUCUCCUCUCCGUAUAUAAUAAUCGUAAUCGCGUAUUUUUUAUAUAUCCAUGUUAUUCCAUACGUUAAAUCAACGAAACCAUUACUUUCGUUCCUUUAUCUUGGCGCGUGUAGGCGUGCCGGAGAAUUGAUUCGAUUUCCGCGAAGCAAUCAUGACUUAUCGUCUUUCCCCGUGAAAACGAUGUUACACAUCCCGACUAUUCAUCGUCGUGUAACGAUCGUAUGCAAAUGUCCUCCUCGGUUGCAGGUACUUAAACGUGUUCAUGAUCUCGUUCCUUAACGAUGCGGCCACGUGCUUUCACGGGUGUCGAAUUAUAUUUCACGACGGCGCUUUCACUCGUGUUCGAGGCUCGUUGAAAAACCAUUAACAGAACGGAGACUCGUCGUAUAGGAACGGUCACCCUUGCCCCUCUUAAUUCGCGUUGGCACGCUCUUUCGCUUCCUCGCCGGGGUCCAGGGGAGGAUGAACCUCUACGUGACUGAUCUGCCGUCACGUAUCCGCGAGCGCGACCAAUUGUGUUGACUGGUGGCCGCUCGUAAAAUCUGAUACAUUGUGCGGCCAGUCGUGAAGUAUUCAUCAUGUCCAGACACACCGAAGGCACGCAAUCGAGGAAACGAAAGGAUUGACCCCGUGGAACGUUCACCAUUUAGCUUCUUCCUUUUCUUCCUUAACUCCGGAGCAUCGAUUUAUGGGGAAUAACAAUUAUCCAAAUUCGACAACCAGAUCCUGUCUUCAAAUCGUCUCUCUGUCGAUUGGCAAUUUUUCACACGAUUCCAAUCCUCGGAGAGACGGGUGGGACAAGGCGAGUCUGCACAAAGGCGCAUCCUCGCGAGGAAAUUUAUCGCGACGGGACGACGACGACGACGACGGUGAAAAGCGGCGAAGAAAGAGGAUAGAAACGAGAGAGUGCACGAAGGAUCCGGCAAUCUCGUGAAUAGCCCCGCGCCUUCCACAAUCGUCGCGAAUCAAUUCCCAGAUUGAUUUUGCACCGGGUCACCGAUUUCUCGGCUUUCUCCGAUCGAAAGACUCUCGCACCGAAGAUUCUUCUAUCCACGGAAUAUUUUCCCGCUUGCCGAAUGAAAAAUGGACCGACAGGAAUGCAAUAUACGACGGAUGGUAGGUAACAGUAGCGAAACUCGCUUGUGAUCACGAUGUUGGUAAUAAAAGUGAUAUUCGAAGAA
This is a messenger RNA of Apis cerana (Asiatic honeybee), 3308 nucleotides long. It is a transcript of the gene Aos1, whose product is annotated as SUMO1 activating enzyme subunit 1. Gene Ontology annotation, cellular component: cytoplasm; SUMO activating enzyme complex. The record is from RefSeq and is a predicted model, not a curated record. Gene Ontology annotation, biological process: protein sumoylation. NCBI's taxonomy places the organism in Eukaryota, Metazoa, Arthropoda, Insecta, Hymenoptera, Apidae. Gene Ontology annotation, molecular function: SUMO activating enzyme activity.